UUACUCACUUGGCGCUGCUUGUGCUCGCAGACACGGAGAGCUGACAGAUAAAAGUGGAGAGCUUUGCAGUCGGCACAAAAAGGAAUUUGACUGCAAAAUAGACUGGAUAAAUAGAUACUUGAUUUGGUUAAAGGUGUUUUGUCCGUGUAACUAUCUUUUGAACUCGGUGGGUGUAGGGCUGGGUGUCAGUGUAUCACUUGAGCUCUUGAAGCAAUUGCGAGGAAGAGGAAAUUAUGUCUUAAUACAAGUCUUUUCAUCAAUCUAAACCUUGGAACCCCUGUGCAGAUAAACUACAAUGGCUGAAACUGGAUCCAAAGCAUAGGCAACGCUAGUUGCCAUUAAGGUGGGUCAGAUGCAAGAGAAUAAACAACUUAACCAGAUGAGAAGAUUGUUUUACAGAACCACAGACCAGCCUGCACCUUUACAUCUAACCUUCUUUGGACCGGAUGUAAAAUACUACUCAGAUGCUACUUUACUGGGUCUUUGUAUAUGUACUACAGAAGGUAUCAACGACUUUAACCUGAUAGCAGCUGCUUUUAUGUGCAAUAUGUCAAUGGCUUAAAAUGGAUUAUCCAAAACAUCACUGACCAUUGAGCAAGUACUGAAAAUAUAUAUAUAAAAAAAAAAACACUUGUAUGCCUAACUGCCUUUGGCAGGUACUGAGAAAACACAUUCCAUAAAGCUGCUUCUGGGUCAGAAAUGGCAUCUUUAUAUGACGAUUUAAGAAGUUGCAAGGUGUGUUGAUGCUUCAGGGUGAGAUCUAAUCAACUAGCAAUUAUGCCAUCAUUGCCUUAAGGAAACCGUGUGAUAUUUAAACUUUACAUGUUCUAUAAUGAUUGAUCUCAAUAGGAAUAUAUAUAUAUAUAUAUAUAUAUAUAUGGAAGAGUAUGUCAGGCUUAAGGGAGUACUGUACCGAACAACAGAGCUGCUCUAUGUAAUCUUCUUUAAGUGAGUCAUAUACUGCACUAUAACAGCUAUUCAUGCAUACUUGCAUAAAGCACAACUGCCAGAUUAUUGGUGCUUGAAUAUUUAGCCAGUUUCGGAGGGAAACAUGCCGACUGGCAAAUUGACUUCCUACAGAUGGGACCAGGGAGACAUUUGUCAAAUCAAUUGAAUCAAAGGACAGGAUUUGUACUGCAAAACAUGCCACUGACCUGACAAGAGAACUAGAUUUGUACUUUAUAGAACACAUUCUAUGAUUGACAUUUGGAUGUGAGUUUAUGGAUCUGUGUCUGGCAUUAUCUACUUUCAAAUCCAAAAGAAGAGGGUGACCAAAGCAGCUGGUGGUCCUUACAAUUGGUACUUAUACUCUGUUCUGCAUAACUAUAUAUUUUAGACACUGUUUACUUAUUGUGGCCUUUUAAGUGCAAAUAUUGGACCAGCUGAUGCUACUAAGGAUUGAAAAACAGUUUUCGUUUUGGAUGUGAGCUUUUAAAGUAAAAAAUAAAAAGGAAAAAACUCAGAACUGCCGCACAAUAAAAAAUUGAAACAAGCUAACGUUGCUUUUUGAAGGAGGCAUUUUAGAGAGUGGCUUGCGCCAAAUGUAGCCCCUGAGCAAAUAUAAUGUUGCGGAGGGGGCUGCUGGCUUGGGUGUUCCGAGUGGCUUUGCUGCUGGUGCUACUGUGCUGCUGCCUGUCGCUGAUCUACAUGCUGGCAUGCAGCCCACGGGCAGACGAUGGUCAGGUCCCGCUCCCCCGGGCCAACAGCCCUACAGGCAAGGAGGGCUACCAGGCCCUGCUCCAGGAGCAUGAGGAGCAGCAUCGACACUAUAUCAGCAGCCUGAAGAAGCAGAUCUCUCAGCUGAAAGACGAGCUACAGGAGCGCAGCGAGCAACUCAAGACCGUGCAGGGCUCCCUGGAGCACGGAGGGGUGGGCUUUGGGGCGGGAGGUGUCGGUGUUGGAGGGUUAAUGGGAGGGGAUGAUGGGAUGAGUGAGAGGAGCCGCACAGACCUCAUGGAGUUUCUUAGGUCCCAGCUGAGCCGAGCAGAGGUGCAUGCCGGCACUAAGAUACCCACAGAGUAUGCCGUGGUGCCCUUCGAGAGCUUCACUCUGCAGAAGGUGUACCAGCUGGAGACGGGCCUCACCCGGCACCCCGAAGAGAAGCCUGUGCGCAAGGACAAGCGGGACGAGCUGAUUGAGGCACUCGAGACGGCGCUGGAGACGCUCAACUCCCCUGAGGAGGAAGGGAACAUCCACCGCCGCAUGUAUGCAGCCUCUGACUUCAUUGAAGGCAUCUACCGCACAGAGAGGGACAAAGGCACUCUGUACGAACUGACUUUCAAAGGUGACCGUAGUCAUGAAUUUAAACGGCUGGUGUUCUUCCGCCCGUUUGGUCCCAUUAUGAAGGUGAAGAAUGAAAGAGUCGACACCUCCAACAUGCAGAUCAAUAUUAUCGUGCCUCUGGCCAAAAGGGCAGACAAAUUUCGACAGUUCAUGCACAAUUUCAGGGAAGUUUGUGUCAGACAGGAUGGGAGGAUCCACCUCACUGUGGUUUACUUUGGAAAAGAUCAAGUGAGCGAGGUUAAAGCAAUACUGGAAAAUACUUCAAAGGUGGUGAACUUCAAGAACUACACCUUCAUCCAGCUGAAUGAAGAGUUCUCGCGAGGGAAGGGACUGGACGUGGGCGCCCGGGCCUGGAAAGGAAACAACGUUCUCCUCUUCUUCUGUGACGUGGAUAUCUACUUCACCUCAGAGUUCCUCAACGCCUGCAGACUAAACACACAGCCAGGCAAAAGGGUUUUCUAUCCAGUCCUUUUCAGUCAGUACAAUCCUGGUUUAAUCUACGGUCAUCAUGAUGCAAUACCCCCAAUAGAACAGCAAUUAGUCAUCAAAAAAGACACAGGAUUCUGGAGAGAUUUUGGAUUUGGAAUGACUUGUCAGUAUAGAUCUGAUUUCAUCAAUAUAGGUGGCUUUGAUGUGGACAUCAAAGGCUGGGGAGGGGAGGACGUGCACCUCUACCGGAAGUACCUGCACAGUAACCUCGUGGUGGUGCGGACGCCGGUGCGAGGCCUCCUCCACCUGUGGCAUGAGAAGCGCUGCGUGGACGAGCUGACGGCCGAGCAGUACAAGAUGUGCAUGCAGUCCAAGGCAAUGAACGAGGCCUCUCAUGGCCAGCUCGGCAUGCUGGUCUUCCGACGCGAGAUCGAGGCCCACCUGCGCAAACAGAAGCACAAGACCAGCCUCAAGAAGACUUGAGGGCACAACAAUACCAGGAGGGUGGCAUAGCCAAGGUGGAGGCUUUCAAUGGAUUAAAUAGAACAGAAUCGCAAUGACGCCAGCAUUGGGACAGGCCCCAUGUAGAAAAUAAAUGUGUGGCAUGAAUCGAAAAUGAAGAUAUGCCAUGUUUUGCCUUGAAUCACCCCUUUCAAGUUUCUUCUUUCAUACAUGUAUGUUUUAUAUGAAACAUAUAUUACAUUAUAUGUAUAUGUGUGCCCCAUAUAAUAAAUGUGUUGCCUAUGAAAGGUUAGACUGAUUGCUGAAGGAUCUGGUAGUAGCUUUGAUUUUUGUUAGAUUUGAAAUAUAUUGUUAUUUAUACAGACAUUUGAAAAAAAAGGUCUAUAUAUUAUUUAUGAUGGUUGUAAGAUCAAGAAACUACAGCCUUUUAUAGCUGCAAUUGAAAGGGUAGGAAAGAAAUGGCCCAAUUCAUUCCAGUGAUAUUCCUGAACACAUUGACAUUGUUUUUGUUUGUUUACCGUAUCUGUUUCAAUCAUGUUGAUUUGUCUGUUUAAGACUUUCUUAUUGUCUUGUCAACCAGUAUUGCUUUUGUAAAAAAAAACAUACUGGAUUUAAAAAGGAGGGUUGGGCUCAGGCGAAAUGAUGUGUUCCAAAAUUAAACAGCAAGAUCACUAUACAUAAGUGCACUUUCCUUGCUUGCUUGGUAAUGAGUAUUAAAUGACAAGCCUUUUUAUCACUAAGCAACAUUUUUGGAAGCUUGUGUUGUAUUUUUUUGUUAAUUCUUUCAAAGACCAAAUAUGUAGCUUCUGAAAGAGGACGCAGCAGCUAGCAACAUCAGCACCACCCAGUUCAAUCAACAGAAAUCGGAUUCCUUUGGUACAAUACACAACAAUGCAUUCUGGGUUAUCUAACUGCUCAGGUUCCUUGAUAAUUCAAAAUAAAGUUGUUUAGAAUCGUGCACCAUUGCCUUACCUAUUGGUGUGUGUGUGUAUAUACAGUGCCUUGCGAAAGUAUUCGGCCCCCUUGAACUUUGCGACCUUUUGCC
This is a messenger RNA of Acipenser ruthenus (sterlet), 4219 nucleotides long. RefSeq names its product chondroitin sulfate N-acetylgalactosaminyltransferase 1. NCBI's taxonomy places the organism in Eukaryota, Metazoa, Chordata, Actinopteri, Acipenseriformes, Acipenseridae. The coding region runs from base 1564 to 3195 and encodes 543 amino acids. Gene Ontology annotation, cellular component: Golgi cisterna membrane. The transcript has 8 exons. Gene Ontology annotation, molecular function: glucuronosyl-N-acetylgalactosaminyl-proteoglycan 4-beta-N-acetylgalactosaminyltransferase activity. The record is from RefSeq and is a predicted model, not a curated record.